AUGGAAGCGCUUCUGAGCACCAUGGAAAACUUGAGCAACAUGUUCCAUAGCAGAAGGAGUAAGUUUGAAGCUGAUCUCCAUAAUAACACAAGCCCCAUGACAAGCAUUGCUGGAUUAGCUGUUGACUGGUACUCAAUUAAAAUGAAGAGAAGUGAGGCUAUGCUGCGACUAGCCUUAAAGAACGAUAUUAUUAACAUAACAUCUAAUAGGGAAACCUUUACUGAAGAACCGUGUACUUCAAAUUACAGAAGCAAAGAAUCUGAUGUAGCAAAAAGUAAUAUUCAGCUUGAGUAUGACAAAGAAAAUUUAAGAUCCUCAAAUAAUAUGCAAAUCUCCAUUAAUGAGCAGUGUGAAGGAUGGGAUAAGCGAAACGCUUCUGAAUUAAGUGAUGUGAUAGUAGAAAGCGAAAACAAUAAAACUGGUAGCUCAUACUCGAACUACAGUUCUUCCUCGUCAUCUGAUUCUUCUUCCUCAUCGAACUCUUCAAGUGACGAAGAUAGCGAUGACUCUGUACGCGAUCCCAAUUUUGUCGCUGAACAGCUUCCACCCCGAAAUUCUUCCAGUGAGUCUGAUUUAGAAGACAAUAAUGAAAACGUUCCAGUGACCAGUGAGUCGACUUCAUCAAACCUUACGGUAUCAAUUGCAAGUACAUCUAGAUUAUCAUCUAGAAAACGACAGGCUAAACCAGCAGAAUGGAAACAAAAUAAAUCUAAAAUUCUUAGGAAUUCUGGCGCCGCUUACAUUAAAGUUAAAAACGUACAUAUGAGGGAGUUUAAUUUAGGUUUAUUUAUUUUACGCCUAAGAAGGAUCGCUGUGAAUUGUGCGUUGCCUAUGAAAAUGCCAGAGAUGAUGAAAAGUAUAAAUUGGAAGAAAAAUAUCAACAUCAUCAACAACAGAAAGUACUGUCCCGCGAAGAGAAACAAAAAGACAAAGAUAGUUCUGACAAGAAUAUAG
This is a messenger RNA of Arctia plantaginis, 954 nucleotides long. Lineage: Eukaryota; Metazoa; Arthropoda; Insecta; Lepidoptera; Erebidae. The record is from the annotation of a GenBank genome assembly.